Messenger RNA from Electrophorus electricus (electric eel), 3332 nucleotides. It is a transcript of the gene tmem260, whose product is annotated as transmembrane protein 260. Lineage: Eukaryota; Metazoa; Chordata; Actinopteri; Gymnotiformes; Gymnotidae. The record is from RefSeq and is a predicted model, not a curated record.
CAGUGGAAGCAGGAAGGGAAUAAUGGCACAAACGUCGAGAUGUUAGCGGACUAGUCGCUGAAAGCGCAGUGAAAACAGUUUAACUGCGCCAAACACUAAUCUGGAGAGAAUAAAUGGCAUAGCUAGCGCGAAUAUGACUAUUUUAAUGAAACGCACGAGUGUUUAACUGCGCUUUUGAGUCUUGUUGCAAAGCUAUCUGGAUGCUAGCUAAAAUAGGCUAAGAUAAGCUAAGCUAAGCUAUCCAGAAUUGUGGUCGAACCAGCAGGAGCGUUUCUUGCCAUUACCUUCCAUAUAUCUAUGCCAACAUAUAUCUACAUAUUUAUUAGAUAUUCUGCUGCACAGAGCCUUGUUUGAAGCCAUACAGGAGUAGCCAGAUAGCAAGCGAGCAUGGGGCGCGAGCCGUUACCACGUCAUACUGCAUUAGAUUAUAAAGCGACAAAAGGAGUCGAGCAGUCGCGUGAGCCGCCGCCGGACCGGCUGUCGUGGACUCUGACCGGAGCAACAGUCGCGUGUGUGACGGCACUGUACGUCCCCCGUGUUCAGCGGACCGCACCCGGCGGAGACUCCGGAGAGCUGAUCACCGCUGCUUGUGAGCUGGGGGUGGCGCACCCUCCAGGCUACCCUCUCUUCACCAUGCUGGCCUCCCUGGUGCUGCACCUGCUUCCUGCCACUUCUCCAGCACACAGCGUGGCUGUGCUGUGCGCCCUGCUGGGCGGCGUGGCCAGCGGGGCCCUCUGCUACACCGUCUGCAGAGUGGCGGGGCCCGGCCCUGGAGCUGUGCUGGCUGGGGGGAGCUUCGCCGCGUCCAGGCUGGUGUGGAAGUGGUCACUGGUGGCCGAGGUCUUCUCCCUCAACAACCUGUUUGUGGGGCUUCUCUUUGCCCUUUCGGCCUGCGUCCAUAAUGCAGAGAGUGUGGCUCAUAAGAGAAAGUUGGCCCAGUGGGGGGCGCUGUGCUGUGGCCUGGGCCUGUGUAACCAGCACACUCUGGUCGUGUACGUGCUCGUCAUCGUUCCCUGGGCUCUGCUCCAGCUCUCAGCUCCCAGCGUGCUGAGCGUGUGGGACGUGUUUGGUCUGGGGCUGUGGUUUUCGGCCGGGUUCUUGCCCUACCUCUACCUGCCCGUCUCCUCGUAUGUGAACAUGGCCCGCUGGAGCUGGGGCGACCAGACCACCCUGGCCGGCCUGCUCACACACCUGCUCCGGGCCGAGUACGGCACCUUCAGCCUGGCAAAGUCAGAGGCGGGCGUUUCCAUGGCGCACAUGCUGCAAGCUCAUUUGAAUCACUGUGUAGCUGACCUGUCACUGCCUGUGCUGGCGUUAGCAGGGGUGGCCCUGCUACAAGCUUCCUGGAAAAGGAGGCGCUGUUCCUUAGUGUGGCUGAUAGCGGUCAUGGUGAGUCUGUACUCUGUGUUCUUUGCCUGGAGAGCCAACCUGGACAUUGAGACACCCCUGCUGCUUGGAGUGAGUUCAUGUGUAUGUCUGCAUGUGCAGGUGGAGCGGUUCUGGCUGCAGGCUGAUGCGGGGAUGUGUGUCCUGGCUGGGGUCGGGCUCGGUUGGAGUGUGAGCUGGUUGCAGCGGCGUCUGGCGGGGGGUGCUGUGUGGACUGCAGGGGCCUGGCUCCUUACUGCUGGGCUGCUCUCACACAUGAUCCACUCCAACCACAGAGAAUGUGAUCAGAGCAGUAAUGAUGUUGUGGAGAAGUUCGCACGUGAGGUCGCGCUCUCAUUCCCAGAGGACUCUCUGGUGUUGACGCGGGGGGAUCUCCCUGGCAACACCCUCCGCUACCUGCACUACUGCCAGGCCCUGCGGCCUGACCUGAGCCUUGUUGACCAGGAGAUGAUGACGUACGGCUGGUACGUGGCUAAACUUCGGCGCCACCUUCCUGGCGUGAACUUCCCCGGGCGUCUCUGGAACCUGGAUCCUGCCGAAGACAGCGACGGUUUCACCAUCGAGCGCUUUCUCCAGCACAACACCCAUAGGCCCGUGUUCGCGUGUAUUGGUUUGUCGGAAGGGGACCCGAGCUGGGAGAGGACUUUCUCCCGCUGGCCAUGGGGGGUCUGUGAGCAGCUGGUGCCAGUUACGCGCCGCUUGCACCCCGAGGAGUGGGCACGGAGCACGCAGCGCCUGUACAACUGGAGGCAGCCCCACGACAGUUUCCCGCUUGGCUCGUGGGAGCGUGUGGCCAACGAGGAGAUGUGGCAAGCCAGGAUGAAAAUGCCAUUUUUCCUCUUUGACCUCGCGGAGAGACUGGAGGGUAGCGGCCAGACUCGCCUCUACGAGCUCUCCUAUGACCUUUAUUGUCAAAUUGUGGAUGCCCAAGCUGACUAUCCAGCCAACUGGGAUAAGAAUCUGGCCCUGGCAGCAGAGCGCUUGCUUCGCUUGGGGGGCGGGCGGCACAGGCCAGGCUCCCUCCUGAGCCGUAGUAUCCACCACUUCAGCCGCUAUGUGCAACGGGAGCCCGCGGACCCCCAGAGUGGCGCCAUCCGCUCCGCUAUCGCCCACCUCAGCACGGAGAGGGACAGACUCCGAGCCUCUGAGAGACAGACGAACACUGGACGUCUAUGAACCUGUUUAAAAAACCCCAAACACACACACACACACACACAAAACUAUGUUGCCGGCAGGCAGAACACAAGCGGAAAGACUGACUGAUGCCACACAGGUGGGAAUAUGUUUACACACUGUUAAGACAGGUAUGACGAUGUGUGAUAUUUCAGGUAUGAUCGUGUGAAGUAAGCGGAGACGAUGCAAGGAUGAGGGUCCCCCUCUCAGUGUGGUACUGGGAGAUCAUAUCCUGGGGUUUGCUGUAACACCGCGCGUGGAGGGGCUUUGUUUUACCGUACCACUACCUUGCCUGACUGAUGUAAUGGGCUGUGGGUUUGGCUCUCAUCUGUCCAUGUCCUUAAAGCCGCACACUGGGACCGUAAAGCUAUUCUGUUUACGUCGACUUCAUGGUGCACACACGCUGACUCUUGAAGACGGCUAAUAUUGGGUGCCUCAAGAAGCUUAGAGGGAAAAAAACAAGUAAACUGGUGUACGAGUGGUUUUGUUGUCAUUUUAACGUGUGACUGUGAUUAUGUAAACAAAAUCAGGUUUCAGAACAAAGUAUUGCAAAUAACCUAAUGACCUUUGACCUUGCGCAGACAGUGCUGACAGCGCAGUCAUUGUCGCCUGAGGAGUUGGGAGGUGUGUUACGGUAAUGUCCAAGUGUAACAUCUGAGAUGCUGGUAGUCUACUGUGAGGUGAAGCUGGUUGAGGUAACACUUUUAUAAAUUGUUUUUUAAUCUACAGCACUUUUGGUCUGAAAUAAAGCUGAUAUGUUCAUUUGCGUUGGA